AUGCUGAAUUUGGGUGUGUCAUUAAUCCGAGAGCUCCGUUGUCUUGGCAAUCAAGAGCUCAUCGAAGUCUAUUAUUGUGGAAUACGUGAGCUGUCCAAUAAAUCAAUAGAUCUCUUGUUCCGACUAGACAACCGAUUGGAACUGGUGGAUGUGUGCUCCGACUACUUGGCUCGUAAAGUCAUCACGGCUAAUAUGGCGAAGAAGUUUCAGAGUUGGUGGAUCAAGCCGCUUGCAAUUUAUCACACAGAUGUUCGCCAUGUCCUGUUGUUGGAUGCGGAUAAUGUCAUCUUUAGGGAUCCUGCCAUUGUUCGCAGCCUUGAUGGAUACGUAAGGACAGGUACCACGUUUUUUUACGACCGUGUUAUACCCGGCAAACGAUUUUUGACUGGCAAUGACAGUGGGGAAAUAUAUUUGCACAAACUCUUGCAUGAGUUUAACUACGCCAGGUUUAACGUUUCAGACGGGUAUGCUCCUUCACAACACAUGGUUGACUCUUUCGCAUUUAAUGGCUUAACAAUUCACGAAAUGGAUUCGUCUAUGGUAUUGAUUGACAAGGCAAGGGCUGGAAAGGCGGUCAUGGACAUUCUAUUCUGGUUCAUCACAAAGGAACGCUUUCGCUUCAAAUUGUCAUGGGGUGAUAAAGAGACAUUUUGGUUGGCAUUCGAAUUAGCUCGUAUUCCAUACUUUUUCUCGCCGUGGGGUAUCAGCGCGGUAAAUUCGGUGCCUAACGAAGACAUUAAAAAACAUCCCAAAACACUUUGCAGCGGAAUGCUGCAAUACAUGCCAACAUCGGAUCCUGGCACUGUGACGGCAGACGUUUUGUACGUGAACAGCAAGUCCUUGAUCGAUCCGUAUCCUCAAGGUUUCAAUCCUAAGCGCAAAGUCAAGCCAAAUAAUAUGUUUAACAUGUUUCCAACACACAUGACACCUCGUCAAGGGCGAAAAAAGAGCAAGAACGCAAAAAAGAAGUACACUUCUGAAUGCUUAGUCGAUAUGGGAUCCACUCCUUUACCAGACUAUUUUGCUCCUCGUUUAUUGCGUCGCAGACUUCACUUUUUUGGCCUAUCUAUGGGUGUUCUCGGCUCGUUGGAGCAAUGCGAGACGUACACAUGA
Molecule: messenger RNA, 1113 nt
Organism: Plasmopara halstedii
Lineage: Eukaryota; Oomycota; Peronosporomycetes; Peronosporales; Peronosporaceae
Exons: 1
Coding region: 1-1113 (370 amino acids)
Biological process (GO): protein O-linked glycosylation
Cellular component (GO): Golgi apparatus
Molecular function (GO): alpha-1,3-mannosyltransferase activity
Source: RefSeq, a predicted model, not a curated record